AUGUCCGCAGCAGCGAAGUCAAUUGCAAUUUUUGGAGGAGCGGGAUUCCUUGGUCGUAAGAUCUGUGAAAAUGGUAUAGCAUUGGGAUAUUCAGUGAUAUCGUUUACUAGACUGGGUUCUCCUCCCGCAAAUUUAGCCAAGGAACCAUGGGUUUCGAAAGUUAACUGGCAGAAGGGGAACAUCUUUGAACCCGAAACGUAUAAAGCCCAAUUGAGACAAGUUGAUGCAGUUGUUCAUUCUAUUGGGAUGCUAUUUGAGAAUACCAACUAUAAGAAGACAUUGAAUUCUAAUGUUAAUUUUCUUAAUGAUGUACAGAACUUGGCCAAUAGUUUGAAAGGUAGCAAUCCUAUGCAAAGGAAUAGUUUCAAUACUUAUGGUGCCGUACAACGAGACUCUGCUGUGCUAUUAGCAGAUGAGUUUGUUAAGCAAUUCAAGAGUGCUCAUGAAAAUUCCACAGACAAACCUGCAUUCGUAUAUAUUUCAGCAGACAAGAACCCGCCCAUUGUACCCAAGGAAUACAUAACGACCAAAAGAGAAGCUGAAUUUGAAUUAAUGAGUAAACCGGAUUUAAGAACAAUUGUGUUACGGCCAGGGAUCAUGUACGAUGCAAAGGCUGCCUCGUUAACCCCAAGAGGAAUAUUGACACUGAUGACUCAAUUGGGUCACGCUACAAAGCAAGUAGUUGUUGGGGAUCAAGUUUCAUUUUUAAACGAUUUAGUGAGACCCCCAGUUUCCACUGACAAAGUGGCCUUUACAUUAUACGAUUUAUUGGAAGAUAAACUGUUCUCCGGAAUUUGCACCUUGGAUGAAAUGGCACUGUAA
This is a messenger RNA of Lizanozyma spartinae, 822 nucleotides long. Its product is annotated as ubiquinone biosynthesis protein. Bases 1 to 822 code for a protein of 273 amino acids. The record is from RefSeq and is a predicted model, not a curated record. NCBI's taxonomy places the organism in Eukaryota, Fungi, Ascomycota, Pichiomycetes, Serinales, Debaryomycetaceae. Gene Ontology annotation, cellular component: mitochondrion. The transcript has a single exon. Gene Ontology annotation, molecular function: protein-containing complex binding.